AUGGCCUACAACAAAUCCUACAACCCCGACGCGCUGCCAGCUCAUGCUGAGCCAGAAGAGGCGGCGCAGAUGUUAAGCAACAUGAGUGUAUCAGGCCACACUCCGAGUCACACCCAAAAACCGCUCCCAUCUCGCCCGUCACCGCAAGGAACCCACAGCGGUGUCCCUCCACGUGUUCCUGUAUCCAGCUCUAGCGCUCCCCAGCACGCAUACGCCUCCGCGCCUCCACGCCUUGAGUCCCAGCCUUACCACUCCCACUCCCACUCCAACUCCUACAGCGGCCGCCCCUCGGCAACAAACGCGCCCCCGCCAAGUCAACACUUCAGCCAGUCCCAGUCUCGUCCUCACCCCCUCCACCCCUCCCCGCCACCCCAGAACUACGGGUUCGGCCCCCCACCAGUACACCCCCAGCGCAACCGACCCCCGCCCUCAUCGCGGCCUCCCCAAUCGCCCGCCCCACCGCCAUUGACAGCACCCAGCGAUGACCCGCAACAACUCUUCCCCCUCUUCCGCGCCGCGAACGCGUCCCACUCCGGCACCCUCACCGAAGGGGAGCUCGGCAGCGCGCUCGUGAACGGCGACUACACGUCCUUCCACCCGCGGACGGUCAGGCUGAUGAUCCGGAUGUUCGACCGCGACGGCAGUGGGACCAUCAACUUCGACGAGUUUGUCUCACUGUGGCGGUAUCUGGCUGCAUGGCGGGAGCUGUUCGAUCGCUUUGACGAAGACCGCAGUGGACGCAUCAGCCAGCGGGAGUUCGAGAACGCGCUUGUUGCGUUCGGAUAUCGUCUUAGCGGGAAGUUCAUUUCUGUUAUCUUUGGUGUCUUUGAAGCCAAGGCUAAGCAGAUGAGCAAUGCGCCUAAGGACUACAGGUCUACUGGUAUGAGCUUUGAUCUUUUCGUUCAGGCUUGUAUCAGUCUGAAGCGUAUGACGGAUGUGUUCAAGCGGUAUGAUGAUGAUCGGGAUGGGUAUAUCACCCUAAGCUUUGAAGAAGCUUUGACUGAGAUUCUUCUAUUGCAGGAGUAA
Molecule: messenger RNA, 1026 nt
Organism: Penicillium roqueforti
Lineage: Eukaryota; Fungi; Ascomycota; Eurotiomycetes; Eurotiales; Aspergillaceae
Product: EF-hand domain-containing protein
Exons: 4
Coding region: 1-1026 (341 amino acids)
Molecular function (GO): calcium ion binding
Source: RefSeq, a predicted model, not a curated record